Molecule: messenger RNA, 1230 nt
Organism: Closterium sp. NIES-65
Lineage: Eukaryota; Viridiplantae; Streptophyta; Zygnematophyceae; Desmidiales; Closteriaceae
Source: the annotation of a GenBank genome assembly
AUGAUUCUUUUUGUCCUCUUGCUCGCUCGUUCCAUGUCCUCUGCUCCCAUCACCUUCCAAGCUAUGUUGCUCCCAUCACCUUGCAUGCUAUGUUGCUCCCAUCACCUUGCAUGCUAUGUUGCUCCCAUCACCUUGCAUGCUAUGUUGCUCCCAUCGCCUUGCAUGCUAUGUUGGUUCCUACUACAGAACCACUUCUCCGGUGGUCUACCCAGCCCUGCUCCUUCGAGCCUGGUGCAGUAUUGGGUGAACGAUAACUUCUUCACACAUGGCCAAGUCACGUUCCCCAACUGCUCUGCGGCCAUUUUCAGCACCAAGACUAAUUGCCUCGCUGCUUCCCACACCAUCUGUGGCCGUACUUUCACCCAGAGGCCAGCUGCUGGCUGCUCUGCAUUCUGUGGAGUGGAGGUUGGCGAUGCUCGUCCUGUGUGUGGGGGCCAUGGCUACUGCGCCGUGAAUCCCUUUGUGGGAGCAGGGGAGUGUGUAUGCGACCCCAACUACAUGCGCAACAGCAGCGAUAGCUUGGCCUGUGUGCCUGGAGCCGUAGGAGCAUCACUGGCAUCAGGCUCGGCCUAUGUGUCGCUGCAGGGCUCAGCUACUGUGCUUUCCAACGGCUCCAUUCUUCUCACAGGAGGGGCGCCCAACCAGCAGGGAGCAGCGUUUGCCUCUCCCGCGCUGCGCCUUUUCUACUUUCCCAACAAGCGCUCCCUCUGCGGAAUUGAGCUCGCAUUCACCGCUGCCUUCAGCUUUGCCAUGCGCCCACCGGGCCAGGGGGCAGGUGGGGAGGGCCUUGCGUUUGUGGUGGCAGCAGCUGCUUCUGGAAAGGGGGCGAGUGUGGGGCUGGGAGGGGUGGGGAAGCGGAGUGUGGCGGUGGAGUUUGACUCGGUGCUGAGUGUGAAGCACAGCGACCCCAACGACAACCACAUGGGCGUCAAUGUGGGUGGCUCACCUGUGUCCCUCGCCUCUGCCACGGCCCCUCUCAUCCUCAACGACGGCCACACCAAGCACGCCUGGAUCCACUACGACCCCACCAGCGGCGGCACUCUCCGAGUUUUCCUCUCCUCGGAACCCGACGAGCCCUUCGCCCCCACCCUCACAGCAAGCGUGUCUCUCUGCUCCGUUCUCAAGCCCACUGCAUCCGACUCUCUCUUCCUUUUUGGUUUUGUUGCUUUCUCGGGCAGCCAGCCGCAGAUGCACACCAUUGUUUCCUGGACCUUCAACACAGGUGUUUGA